Messenger RNA from Bemisia tabaci, 1299 nucleotides. RefSeq lists its product as uncharacterized. The record is from RefSeq and is a predicted model, not a curated record. Gene Ontology annotation, molecular function: peroxidase activity. Lineage: Eukaryota; Metazoa; Arthropoda; Insecta; Hemiptera; Aleyrodidae.
AUGACAAAUUGGAUCGUCUUUUGGUUACUAGCUUUCUCCAGCUGUACGAUAGCCCGCGCAGAGGCGGCGGUGAUCAAGGAGCUGGUCGACUUGCUGACCCAAAACCAACACCAAGAACGGCAAUUACCCGGUGUGAAACCGAGGUUCGACGCGAAAGCACAAAGGAUCGACGUAUCAGGCCGACACGCAUUCAAGGCGCCCGGCCCGGGGGAUCAACGGGGCCCAUGCCCAGGACUAAACGCACUCGCCAAUCACAACUACCUCCCCCACAGCGGCGUCGCCUCUAUCUCCGAAUUCAUCCUAGCAACCAACCGAGUCUACGGCAUGGGCAUGGAUCUCGCGGCUGCCUUGUGCCUCCUCGGUGGAGUUUUCACAGGGGACGGCGUGAAGUACAGUAUAGGAGGGGCCACACCCCUAGUCCCUGCCCCCCUCGGCGGGAUCCUCGGCACACCCCAGGGUCUUUCCAACAGCCACAACAGGUACGAGUCAGAUUGCUCGGUGACCCGCGGUGACCUGUAUCAAUACGGCAAUGCGUAUCGACUCCAGAUGUCCCAGUUCAAAGAUCUCCUAGCCAUGCGUAAUGAAUCCGGGAAUUACAACCUGGAGACAAUGGGCGCCUUCCUCGGGAAAAGGUUCUUUCAGUGUAUCAACGAAAAUCCGUAUUUUUUCCACGGUCCUGUUUCAGGUCUCCUCGUCGGGAAUGGCGCGUAUACGUUCGUUUACAGGUUUAUGGGCAACAAGUCCGCUGAGUACCCUGAUGGUUUCCUCGAUCGUCGGGUGCUCAAGUCGAUGUACGCCGUGACGGGCGAGGGAGACAACUUGAUUUAUCUCCCGGGUCAUGAGCGCAUACCCGAAAAUUGGUACAAACGCGCCAUCGGUGACGAAUAUGGUUUAGCGUAUUUCUUAACCGACUUGACGAAAGUGCUCAUUAAGUAUCCUCAUACUAUUUCAAUGGGUGGAAACACUGGUACCGUUAACUCUUUCUUCGGGAUCGAACUGCACAAUCUAACGAACGGUGUUUUCAACGGCGCGACCCUUCUGCAAGGUAACAAUUUGGCCUGCUUCAUUUACCAAGCUUUGCAGAAUGCACUUCCCGAUGCGGCCAAACCUGUGAUAACCUUAGGCUUUACCAUUAUCUUGGCCCUCCUCAGGCCGCUCACAAGUAGACCUGGCUCUAUCGGCUGUCCUCAGUUCUCGCAGUUUAAUUCAUCGCUGUUUGAUAUAUUUCCGGGAUAUUCAGAGUACCGGCCGGGUGGGGCCAACGAUGCGAUACAACAACUCGUUAGAUCCCUACACUGA